This is a messenger RNA of Cicer arietinum (chickpea), 2352 nucleotides long. Its product is annotated as probable glutamate carboxypeptidase LAMP1. The record is from RefSeq and is a predicted model, not a curated record. Lineage: Eukaryota; Viridiplantae; Streptophyta; Magnoliopsida; Fabales; Fabaceae. Gene Ontology annotation, molecular function: carboxypeptidase activity.
AGAAAUUUAAGGACAAGCACCUCAAAUAAUCAAAGAAAAAAACACUACCAAUUAUGCAGUAGAUUCCUCUAAAAAAAUUCUUAGCUUAUGCUUAUGCUUAUGCCAUGAUCAAAACAAGUACUAUCACCUUAUUAGCCAUAAGCACCUCUUACUUGUUACUUCUAAUUACUCCAUCCAAAGAACCUAGCUAUUAUCAUUCACUCUUUAUAUCAAAUUCCCUAUCAAAUAAUGUAUCCAUAUCCAAUCACCUUCAAAUUCUCACUUGUAGACCUCACAUAGCAGCUUCUGAAGCCAACAAUGAAGCUGCAGCUUAUGUUUUCUCAGUUUUCACUUCAUCCAACAUACUAUCCCGUGUAACAUCCUAUGAUGUUGCUCUCACAUACCCUUUAUCCCGUUCUUUGAUUCUGACAAACUCACCGCGACAACCUCCAACUGUCUUCAAUCUAACUCAAGAAAUCUAUGAUGGUGAUCCUUAUGCCGACGUGGCGGACGAGGUUGUCCCUACAUUCCAUGCAUAUGCCAUGUCAGGAACUGCAAUUGGUUCUGUUGUUUAUGUCAACUAUGGAAGAGUAGAGGACUAUUUGAAACUUAAGGAAAUGGGAAUCAAUGUUUCAAGAAGUGUUGUUUUGGCAAAGUAUGGGAAAAUCUUUAGAGGUGACAUAGUGAGGAAUGCAUAUGAUGAAGGUGCUGUUGGUGUUGUGAUUUAUUCAGAUAAAAAGGACUAUGGUGGUGGGAAUGGAAAAUGGUUUCCUGAUGAAAAGUGGUUGCCACCAAGUGGUGUUCAAGUUGGGAGUGUAUAUGGUGGGGUUGGUGACCCUACAACUCCUGGUUGGGCUAGUUUUAGUGAUUGUGAGAGGCUAUCAAAAGAUGAAGUUGUGAAAAAAGGUGAUGUUCCCUUGAUUCCUUCUUUGCCAGUUUCAGGAGAAGAUGGUGAGAAGAUAAUUAGAUCAAUUGGUGGACCUGUUGCUGAGGAUGAUUGGCAGGGUAGUAAAGAUGGGCCUACUUAUAGGAUCGGACCGGGACCUGGAAUUCUUAACCUCAGUUAUAUGGGGGAGCAGGUUAUAUCAACAAUUCAAAAUGUAAUUGGUGUGAUUGAAGGAGCAGAAGAGCCUGACAGAUUUGUCAUCCUAGGAAACCAUAGGGAUGCAUGGACAUUUGGAGCAGUUGAUCCCAAUAGUGGCACUGCAGCACUACUUGAGGUAGCACAAAGAUUAGGAAAGCUUCAGAAAAGAGGGUGGAAGCCUAGAAGAACAAUCAUCUUAUGCAAUUGGGAUGCUGAGGAAUAUGGCCUUAUAGGAUCAACAGAAUGGGUAGAAGAUAACAGAGAACUUCUUGCUUCAAGGGCAGUUGCUUACUUGAAUGUUGACUGUGCAGUUGGUGGACCAGGGUUCCAUGUCAGUGCUACUCCACAGCUUGAAGAAUUGAUAAAAAGAGCAACUAAAAAAGUAAGAGACCCUGAGAAUUCAUCACAAAGCAUUUAUGAUUCUUGGACUAGUUCCGGUGAUCCUCCUCUAUUUGGAAGGUUAGGAGGUGGAGGAUCAGAUUAUAAACCUUUUCUACAACAUGUGGGAAUUCCAGCUGCUGACAUAUCCUUUGGAGGAGAUGUUGCAGCAUAUCCAGUAUACCAUUCACUGUAUGAUGAUUUCAUUUGGAUGAAAAAAUUUGGUGAUCCAAUGUUUCAAAGGCAUGUUGCAGCUGCAAGUGUUUGGGGUCUAGUAGCACUUUGGCUAGCAGAUGAGGAAUUCUUACCUUUUGAUUACCUAUCCUAUGCUAAGGAGCUUAAGCUUAACAUGGAAGAACUGAAAAAUCAGAUUUCAAAUAAAGAUGUAACUUUGUCUCCUAUGGAUAAGUCCAUCAAGGAGCUUGAGAAAGCAGCAACCAAGAUAAAUAAUCAGAGAAAGGAAAUAGAAGCAAGUAAAGGUUGGAGAACAUGGAAGAUGGAUGAGUUGAAAGUGAGAGAAGUAAAUGAUAGAUUAAUGAUGGCUGAGCGUGCAUUUACAGACAGAGAUGGCCUCUUUGGAAUGCCAUGGUAUAAGCAUUUGAUCUAUGGACCAUCUAAACAUAAUGACUAUGGAUCUCAAUCAUUCCCUGGAAUUGUUGAUGCUCUAACAAUAGCCAAAAAUGUACAAACAACAGAAUCAUGGCAUCAUGUGCAACACCAAGUUUGGAGAGUUUCAAGAGUCAUAAGACAUGCUUCAUUAGUUCUCUCGGGUCAAUUAACAUGAAUAUCAUCAAUUCACUUUUAUAAUUUUUCUAUUGAUGAUAAUAACUUACAUCUCCACAUGAAUAAAUAUAUAUGGUGGAUCAUAAAUAAAAGUUACAUAAAUCUUUAAUAACUUACAAUUUGAAUUA